Molecule: messenger RNA, 1558 nt
Organism: Drosophila montana
Lineage: Eukaryota; Metazoa; Arthropoda; Insecta; Diptera; Drosophilidae
Product: aladin
Exons: 1
Coding region: 71-1441 (456 amino acids)
Biological process (GO): nucleocytoplasmic transport
Cellular component (GO): nuclear pore
Molecular function (GO): protein binding
Source: RefSeq, a predicted model, not a curated record
CUCUGUUGAAGGGCAGAGCUCAAAAUCUUUGGAAAAAUAAGCAAAAAUAAAUAAGCAAUACAAAAAAUAAAUGUAUCCCAAUCGAGACAGAUUUAUACCCCAGCGGAUGAAUGGCAGAACGGCUUAUGGGCCGCCGGUUUUGAACUUCCAGAACCGAAUGCUCGUGGAGCGCGCUGUGCAGAGACUUUCGCGACUGUGGCUGUCGUUUGGCCAGCACUUUGCAUUUGUGCGGAAGGUGUUCGAGCUGAUCUUUGGCCGGCUAAGGAACUGGGUGCACAUCCGGCUGGGCCGGGUGCCGCCGACGGUGAGAGAUCUGGCGGCCAGCAUUGAGACGUGCAACUGGCCGACUGCCUCGAUCCGAUACAUCGCCUGCCAUCCGACGGGCAUGGAGCGCGCUCUGCUGACCAGCAUGGAUGUGGCGCUGCUCUACUCCGAUAUGCGUGUGCCGCCCCAGCGUUUGACAUCCGCCAAGCAGCGGCAUGUUACCUGCGCCGCGUUCCGGCCCUGGUCCAGCUCCGAGCUGGCGGUGGGCGGUGCCGGCGGCAUUUGCCUGUGGAAGCCGCUGCCCACCACAAUGAUGAUGCCCGGCCCGGCGAUGAUGAAGCUCACCUGGUACGGCUACAAGCCGAAGGACUUCAUUGUCGAUCUCCAGUGGCUGCAGACGGGCACGCAUCUGGUCAGCGCCACGCUCGGCAAUCGCCGCAUACAGAUCUGGCAUCCGGAGCUGAAACAGCUGAUGCAGGAGCUGAACGUUCCGCUGCCGGGCACCCACUGCUGGGUGAUGCGCUACCAGUCGGACAUGCUGCAUCUGAUCAGCUUCCUCAAAUCGGAUGCGCCCAUUUUGCGAUAUCGCAACUCGUUGAAAACGUGGAGCAAUCAGCUGACCAAGCGGAUGCCCAUCCAGACGGCCGCGUGGACAGCCCGCGGCAAUCAUUUGAUGUAUGUGGUGAAGGGAUCGAGCAAGGUGUACGGCUCCACCUCGAGCAUGGUGAUGGGUCCCUUUCGGCAUCCGUUUAUGGUCUGGAGCAGCAGCGAGGUGAUCGAUCUGCGCAGCUUCUACUGCAACUGGCAGCAGCACGAGGGCGGCCUUGUCCAGUCGAUGGUCAUGGAUCCGUUGAAUGUCUAUGUCGCAUUCAUGUUCAAGCGGCGACCCUUCGUCCUGCUCUGCCUGCUGCACAUUCCGUUCAACUGCAGCCUCAAGCUGAAGCCCAUGCAGCUGAUCAGGAGCGCCGACGGACAUCCGGAGGCCUUUCCCACAUGCAUCACCUUCGGCUUUAUGGAUCGCGUGGCCAGGCAUCGGGAUCGCAGCCUGGUCAUCGGCUGGUCCACGGGCCGACUGCAGAUCGAGGAGCUCAUCGCCCAGACUCGCGAGGAGGCGCUCCUGUUCGAGGAGCUCGAGAUUCGCCAUCCGCAGCAGGUCUUCGAAAUUGAUUUAUAUUAAUUUCACACUUUUGUUCAUCUUUAUAACGUCUUCUCAUUGCAUUUUAAAGAGUUUCUCUCACUUUUCUUGUUGCUGUAAAUUUGGUUUUAUCGUUAAUAAAUAUCCAAACUAGGUUUA